Messenger RNA from Acanthaster planci (crown-of-thorns starfish), 1522 nucleotides. It is a transcript of the gene atp6v0c, whose product is annotated as ATPase H+ transporting V0 subunit c. Gene Ontology annotation, biological process: proton transmembrane transport. Gene Ontology annotation, molecular function: proton-transporting ATPase activity, rotational mechanism. Lineage: Eukaryota; Metazoa; Echinodermata; Asteroidea; Valvatida; Acanthasteridae. Gene Ontology annotation, cellular component: proton-transporting V-type ATPase, V0 domain. The record is from RefSeq and is a predicted model, not a curated record.
CGUACGUAUCCGUGGUGCAGCCAUUUUUGUUAGGCCUACUUGCUGGAGAAGUGGCGAUCCCUUUUCUCACCUUUUGUUCCGUACUCUGUCUGAGAAACACGCAAAUAUUCAUUCAUCAAAAUGACUGAGCCACUGUACACACCCUUCUUCGGCAUAAUGGGUGCUACUGCCGCCAUGGUGUUCAGUGCAUUGGGCGCAGCCUAUGGAACGGCAAAAAGUGGCACCGGCAUUGCAGCAAUGAGUAUCAUGAGACCAGAACUCAUCAUUAGAUCUGUUAUUCCUGUUGUCAUGGCAGGAAUCAUCGCGAUAUAUGGUGUUGUUGUUGCGGUGGUUAUUGCCAAUUCGCUCUCCGAUUCGGGAUAUUCGCUAUACAAGAGCUUCCUUCACCUAGGUGCUGGACUGAGUGUUGGCCUGAGUGGUCUGGCGGCAGGCUUUGCCAUCGGCAUCGUAGGCGAUGCGGGUGUACGAGGCACAGCACAACAACCUAGGCUCUUUGUCGGCAUGAUUCUCAUCCUCAUCUUUGCUGAAGUCUUGGGCUUGUACGGUUUAAUCGUCGCCUUGAUCCUGUCGACCAAGUGAGCAGAGCGUUUGGGGUCAGCAGUAGCGGGUACAUAUUCUCACAACAAUAUUAAAAAAAAAAAGAAGAGAAAAACGACACCACAAAAAAUUACAAAAUUUUUAGAAACCCAUCGUCUAAUGUCCCGGCUACACUUUGAUGCGUUGCAUUCAUGAGAGUGUUUUAUUGAAUCCCUUACAUGACAUGUAAAGAUAAGAAAUCACUACAAGUUACAAAAAGCAAUGGAAGAUCCUGUGAUGUUCACUUUAAUAUUUUAAGUGUGGCCUCCCUGUGUUAAAUGUUAAUGUUAAAGUGCAUGUCACAGGUAGAAUAUAUUGUAAUAUUAAAGAGUAUAACCUUCCCAUUGUACAGCCAUUUCAGUUUUGUUAAAGAAUUUAAUGUCAUGUCAUUUUUUUAAAUGAAAUUAUAAAUCAACCAUAAGAAAAUUUGGAGUUACAGAUUAGUUGCAAGGAAUUUAAAGCAAGUGUGAGAUAGAGGGAACCUACACGCGGUAGGGUGAUUGCGUGCCAUGCAAUGCAUAAGGAGAUAUUUAUUCAACAAAAAAUUGAGAUGGUCUAAACAAAUUAUGAAUGCCACAAAAAGUCUGAUGCGCAUAACGGGGGAUGGCAGACAAUGGCACAAAAUCAUAGUGAAAAUCGGUGUUACACAAUUUGACAGUACUUGUUCCUACAUUCUCUUACUAUUUUUAGUUUACAGUUUGCCCAUUAACAAUUUCUUGGAUAAAAAUAUUUUUGAAGUGUUAUCUCUGAAAGAUUUGGUUGGUUAUAAACUUGGCAAAAUUCAGAUUACGAACAUUUGAAACAAGUAACAAUUUAAUGUACUUGUCGGUAGUUAAAAUUGUGGCGAGUUGAUUACAGUUCCUCUGUUUUGUUACAUUUCAGAAGGGGUCAAUUUUACAAGUAGACAGAAUUCAUUUGUUGUGUAUAGAAUUGUAAAUUGUCCAUA